Messenger RNA from Salvelinus fontinalis (brook trout), 510 nucleotides. RefSeq names its product CD209 antigen-like protein D. The record is from RefSeq and is a predicted model, not a curated record. The coding region runs from base 1 to 510 and encodes 169 amino acids. Lineage: Eukaryota; Metazoa; Chordata; Actinopteri; Salmoniformes; Salmonidae. The transcript is spliced from 6 exons.
AUGGCCGACUACGUCAACAAACAGGUGAUUGAAUUAAACAAAGUUAAUGAAGAAAACUGUAAAAGAGCAACGAGGAGCGUGAAGACUGAGACCCGUCGCUCAGAUGGAAGACUAAGACUCUACAGGAUGGCUGCUGUGUGUUUAGGAGUGCUGUGUGUUCUACAAGUCAUUCUCAACAUCUCCCUGAGACUGGCUUUCUGUGAAGGCAAUGUGACUGCAGAGAAAGACCUGCUACAGACCAAACAAGCCUGUCCUGAAGGCUGGCAGAUUAAGUUGGAAUCCAGUUGGUACUUCCUGUCUAACGUGAAAAAACCCUGGAAGGAGAGCAGAGAGGACUGUCUGAAGAGAGGAGCAGACCUGGUGAUCGUAAACAUUGACAACAUCAGUGUCUUUCUCACCGACAGGAGUUUCUCUAUGGCCUCAAUAAGAGAGCCUGGUCUGACUGACUCUGUUACUGAGGGGACCUGGAAAUGGGUGGACGGCACCCCACUAACCACCCCAAGGUUCUGA